Messenger RNA from Archocentrus centrarchus (flier cichlid), 4416 nucleotides. Its product is annotated as oocyte zinc finger protein XlCOF6-like. Gene Ontology annotation, cellular component: nucleus. The coding region runs from base 335 to 2083 and encodes 582 amino acids. The transcript is spliced from 3 exons. Gene Ontology annotation, biological process: regulation of transcription by RNA polymerase II. NCBI's taxonomy places the organism in Eukaryota, Metazoa, Chordata, Actinopteri, Cichliformes, Cichlidae. Gene Ontology annotation, molecular function: DNA-binding transcription factor activity, RNA polymerase II-specific. The record is from RefSeq and is a predicted model, not a curated record.
CUUCCUGUUGUCCUCACUCUCUUUGCACCCUCUGAGGUGAGGAGGCUGCUCUGCUGUGAGACGUUGGCUCAUCCGGUCCUUUUCCGCCAGCUGUCUGCUCUGGAAAUAGGCUCAAUCUGCAGCGCUGGUGACGCCUUCCGGUCAGCUGGACAGCCAGUGAGCAACAGCAGCGCGUGUUAGCACAGAGCUCACCCAGCUACCAGAGACAACAAAGAGAAGCAGGCUUUUGUUUGGGCUCCAUCAAAAACCCGACGGCUGCAAGGCUUCCUGACCCGGACCAAGCCUCAGAACCCUGCUCUGCAAACAGACCGGUGAUUGGUAAGAGGAGAAGAGCAUGAUGGAGGAGCAGAGGAAGAGCUCAGCCACUGAUGAGAAGGAAAUGGGUUCUUCACACAAGGAACAAAAUGACAAAAAUGGGAUGAUACCUCAGCAGUACAAUGGCACUGGCAAAGCUCACUCAACAGCAGCAAACGAGGAUAAACGCCAUAGUUGUGAUCAGUGUGGAAAAGCUUUUACCACAAAAAAACAUCUCAAAAAACACCAACACACCCACAGUGGAGUUAAACCAUUCGCCUGCGAUCAGUGUGGAAAGGCUUUUGCCACCAGAAUACAUCUUAAGAGACACCAACACACCCACAGUGGAGAUAAACCAUUCACCUGUGAUCAGUGUGGAAAGGCUUUUGCCAGGACAGAACACCUCAAACGACACCAACGCAUCCACAGUGAGGACAGACCCUUCAAAUGUGAGCAGUGCGGAAAGGGUUUUACUUGCUUUAGUAACUUAAAAACACAUCUGGUCAUCCACACAGGAGUGAAACCAUUCAUCUGUGAUGAGUGUGGAAAGGCUUUUACUCAGACGAAUGAUUUAAAAAAGCAUCUACUCAUCCACAGUGGAGUUAAGCCAUUCAGCUGUGAUCAGUGUGGAAAGUCUUGUACUCUGAUGGGUGAUUUAAAAAAGCAUCAGCGUACCCACAGUGGACUUAAACCAUUCAGCUGUGAUCAGUGCAACAGGGCUUUUAAUAGCAUUAGCAACUUAAAACGACACCAGUAUAUCCACAGUGACGUUAAACCAUUCAUCUGUGGCCAGUGUGGAAGGGGUUUUACUUGUUCUAGUAACUUAAGAAGACAUCAGCGCAUCCACAGUGGAAUUAAACCAUUCAACUGUGGUCAGUGUGGAAGAAGUUUCAGUGACAUGAGUGAUUUAAAAAAUCAUCAGCUCGCCCACACUGGAAUUAGACCAUUCAGCUGUGAUCAGUGUGCCAAGGCUUUUACUUGUGUGAGUAAAUUAAAACGACAUCAGCUCACCCACAGUGGAGUUAAAGCAUUCAUCUGUAGUCAGUGUGGAAGGGCUUUUACUGAGAUGGGUGACUUGAAAAGGCAUCAGUUCACCCAUGGUGGGGUUAAACCAUUCAGCUGUGAGCUGUGUGGAAAGUCUUAUACUUGCAUUAGUAAAUUAAAUACACAUAAGCUCAUCCACAGUGGAGUUGUGCCAUUCAGCUGUGAUCAGUGUGGAAGGGGUUUUUCUUUCCUUGGUAACUUAAAAAGACACCAGCUGAUCCACAGUGGAGUUAAACCAUUCAACUGUGAGCUGUGUGAAAAGACUUUUACUCAGAUGAAUGAUUUAAAAAUACAUCAGCUUACCCACAGUGGAAUUAAACCAUUCAGCUGUGAGCAAUGUGGAAAGGGGUUUACUUGCAGUAGUAACUUAAAAAGACACCAGCUCGUCCACAGUGGAGUUAAAGCUUAUGUCUGUGGUCACUGUGGAAAGGCUUUUACCGAGAUAAGUGAUCUAAAAAGACACCAGUUCACCCACAGUGGAGUUAAACCAUUCAACUGUGGCCAGUGUGGCAAGUCUUUUUCUCAGAAGGGUGAUUUAAAAAAUCAUCAGCUCAUCCACAGUGGGAUUAAACCAUUUAUCUGUGAACAGUGUGGAAAGGCUUUUACUCUGAUAACCAACUUAAGAAGACAUCAGCGCAUCCACAGUGGGGUUAAACCAUUCAUCUGUGGUCAGUGUGGAAAGGCAUUUACCCAUAAAAAAUACUUAAUAACACAUCUACAAACCCACUCCACAGAUGAGCAGUGAUAGUGGGACCUUUGUGGAAAACCCUUCAGCUUCCCAAGCAGCGUAAACUCAUACCAAAGCAUGCAUACUGCACACAGGGUAAAGUGCUGUGAUGAAUAUAGCAGACAAUUUGCAGAGGACAUUUUUUUUCUGUUCCGUCCGUCCGUCCAUCCAUCCAUGUUCUACCUCUCAUCUGGUUGCAAAGGCAGCAGUCUAAGGAGGGACACUAGAUGUCCCUCUCCUGCUGCUUCCUCUAGCUCUAUCCAUAAAAAUUAUGAAUUGGUGUCAAAGGGCAGCCUUAGUGUCACUGAGAAUGACUUUGGCUUGCUGCCAGCAAUGCAAACCAAGCUCUGGCAAUGGUUGCACAGGGACUGAACAUCCCGCAACAAUGAUCCUGAUAUCCCAUAGUCCUGAAACAUGCUCUACAAGAUACCCUGAGGGAUGCAGUUGAAUAACUUCUUCAAAACUGGUUAGGCAAACUCCAAUGCAACUUCUAGUCCCUCUUCACGAGGAGCAAAACCACAACCACCCCAGUCUGCCAAUCUAGAGGCUCUUUCCCCAACUUCCAUGCAACGUAACAACCAGGACAGCCCUACAACAUCCAGAGCUUUGAGGAAUUCAGGACAAAUCUCAUCCACUCCAGGAGCCUUGCCAUUAAGGAUUUAUUCGCUACCUCAGUGACUUCAACCCCAGUGAUGGAUGAAUUGUCCCCUUUGUCCUCAGACUCUGCUUCCAUGACAGAAGACGUGUCAGUGGGAUUGAGAUCCUCAAAAUAUUCCUUCCACUGUCCAACUGUCCUCAGUUCAGGUCAGAUGAGUCCUAUCCUUCUGGCCCCGUAUUAUCAUUCUCUCAGCUUGACAACUACAGGCCCAUUUCCAAACUGCCAUUCAUUUCUAAAAUCCUCAAGAAAGCUGUGGCCCAUCAGUUACUUGGGCUGGUUGAAGGUAAUAAUAUAUUUGAGGAAUUCCAAUCUGGAUUUGGACAUUAUUAUAGCAUCAAGACAGCAUUGCUCAAAAUUACCAAUGACAUUUUGUGUUUAGAUGAAGGUGAAAAUUAGAUUUUAGUUUUGUUUAGCCUACCUGUAUCUUUCAACAUGAAUGCUGAUAACAUUCAAAUUGACAUACUGCAGAAUUAUCUGGAGCUUGAAAAAAGAGCGACUGGACUUCUUUUUUUUUUUCGUGAAGAUGUUCCACCUCUCAUUCGAAAGGCUUCUUCAGUUCUCAAACCAAAAGAUGGAGAGACCCAGGUAUUUAAACCCCAGUAGGUGUAGUCCUCUGGAGGUUGUUGUGUAUUGUUAAUGUGCAUAAUCACAUGUGCCAUGGUGUGAAAGGAGCUGUGGGUCAUUAUAAUCAGUGGAGAAACCAAACAGCAUCUUCACAAAUGAAUGGCACAACAUAGAAGCGCCACCUCGACAGGACAAGACUCAGCAGUACAUCUGUAUCUAAAGGUCAAAGGUCACUCGUUGAGGAUGCCAACAUUCACAUUUUGAACAGGGAAGACAGGUGUUUGAAAUAGGAGUAAAAGAAGCAUCUGUCCACUGUGAACAACCAUCAUUGAACAGAGGAGGUGGAUUAAGUCACCAACUUUCACCUGUUUACAGUGCUGUCCUGAGCUCCCUCCCCAGGCACCUCAAACCCCAUUCACACCUUUGUUCAUUUGACCUCAAUAGAUGACUUGAUACAAUGGAGCGAAGUCCCAAAUUGGUUUAAUCUGAAACCACUGAUUGUAAUGACCCACGCCUCCUUUCACACCUUGGCACAAGUGAUUGUGCACAUGAACAAUAGUGGGGCACAACCACCCCCUGGGGACUACGCCUACUGGGGGUAAAAAUACCUGAGUCUCUCCACCUUUUGGUUUGAGAACUGAAGAACCCUUCUGGAUGAGAGGAGAAACAUCUUCAAGACACAAAAAGUCCAGUCGCCUUUUUUUCAAGCUCCAGAGAUUACUAUGAACUGGAUGAACCUACACAGACAUCAGAGAAUUAUAUUUGUAUGUCGGGCAUAGCUUUAUUCAUUGAUCCAUCUAUCCAUUUAUGUUUGAGCAAAUCCUAGAGGUAAUUUGCAUAAUUUCAAAUCUUAUUGUGACAUAUUUUGAUGACAACAGAUUUCAUUUGGGGCCAAAAAUGACCCCGGUACAUUACAGUGAUUAAUUAAAAAUGUUGACAUGUUCAAAAGAAUGAACAAUGGGGUAGUGCAGUCAUAGUAAUUUGCUCUGUACACUGUUAUUAUUGCUUUCUUGUGUAAUCAAACAUUGAGUUGCUGAUUGUUUUAUAUGUAUUCAUUCUUGCAUUGUGUAGGUGAAGUAUGGAACUGAGUGAGCAGUACAGUAUAUAAAGAAAAUCCAGAUUUACAUGU